AUGACGGUAAACUAUUUCACCUGUACGUUAGGUCAGGCUGUUAGCCACCACCAGCAGCAGGACAAGUCCUAUGGAACGGUUGCCGGGUUUCUCGAUUUCAAGGCACGAACUGCUCCGGACGUCCCCGUCCUCGGCUUGUAUGAAGUCACGCAAAGACCCUCACAGCUAUGGGAACCGCAUAUAUUGACUUUUCAGGACGUUCAGAGAGGCGUUGGCCUUGUUGCCGGAGCAUUGCGCAACGCAUUUGAUAUAGAGCAGCGACAGACGGUAGCGCUUCUUUGCCCAAGCUCUGCGAGUCUCCUAUUUACGUGGCUUGGUCUGGUUUGGUUGGGCCACCCGGUCCUUCUUGUGGCGCCUCAAUGCUCUGCCUCUGCAGUUGCCCAACUGUGCAAAUCCUGCGAAGUCGAGUCGAUGCUCUACGAGGGAGCUUACCGGGAUCUUGCGGCAGAAGCUUCAAAGGAGGCAUCACGAUUUGGGAACGCGUGCCUCACAACGCAACCUGUGCCCUUUGCUGGAGAAAAUAUCCUCGAAGUGAUCAAGCGGACGCCUGGUGGUUCUUUUACACCAUCACUAGUAGAUACCCGAGAGUCAGGUGUGGCAUAUCUUCAUCACACCUCGGGCACAUCGAGUGGUACUCCGAAACCCAUUCCUCAAACGCACAGGGCGAUCAGGGUCCUUCCGAUCCUCAACGGCGCAGGGCGCGCAACUUUCACAACAACACCGCUCUACCACGACGGUGUUGCUGAUUUAUUCCGUGCUUGGAAGAGCAACGCCUUGAUAUGGCUGUUUCCUGGAAAAGACCUUCCGAUCACCGCUACAAAUGUUGGCAUGUGUCUUGAAGUUGCUGCAGCCUCCCCUUCUAGUGGAACGCACCCGGAGGUAAGAUAUUUCUCCUCGGUCCCGUACGUCCUACAGAUGGUGCCGGAUGACGAGGAUGGCCGGAGGCAUCUUCAAAGAAUGGACAUCGUCGGCGUUGGAGGCGCAGCUUUACCUGCUGAAGUCGGAGACAGCCUCGUCAAGGAUAAGGUGAAUCUGGUAUCACGAUUCGGCAGUGCUGAAUGUGGAUUUCUCAUGUCCUCUCAUCGGGACUAUGCAAACGACAAGGAAUGGCAGUAUUUCAGAGCCGCAUCUGGCAGAGAGUUUCUCCAGUUCGAGCCCAGAGAUGACGGUCUGUCAGAACUCAUCAUUCAAUCGGGGUGGCCGCAUAUGGCCAAACGAAACCGACAAGACGGCUCCUUCGCCACAGCCGACCUCUUCGCGCCGCACUCGACUACCCUCAACGCAUGGCGGUACCGCUCGCGAGCCGACUCGCAACUGAUGCUCAUCACGGGCAAGAAAUUUGACCCGGCUCUCUUAGAAGAUGCCAUUCGGGCAUCAGUCUCACCCUAUCCUGGAGCGUUGCUGUUCCCUCUCGACGCGAUCCAGAUGAGCGAUGAAGAUCUCCUCCGUCAUGUUGCGCCUGUGGUCUAUGACUUGAACCGCAAGGGCCAGAGCCACGCGCGGAUAUCGAAAAACAUGCUCAUCCCCAUGGGCCAUCCCGAUAGGGGGCUUGAGAAGGGCAGCAAAGACACGAUCCUGAGGAACAAGGCCGAAGAAAGGUUUGCCGAGAAAAUUGCCGCUGCAUAUGAACACGUUCAUCCGGACGGGAUCGCUUCUUCUUCCCCAAAUGUCCCCGACGAUGAAGUACCUGCAAGGAUCCGCGAUAUUAUCCAAACGGUCGUUGGCGAAUGCCAGAAAGACCUCGACAACGAUCCUGAGGCCUUGACAGAACAUACGGAACUAUUAGCAUAUGGAGUUGACUCCGUCGCGUGCAUCCAAAUCCGGCAUGCACUGUCUCGACUUCUGCCUAGAGGUUCAGCCUUACCGCUGACCGUGGUCCAAGACACAGGAACCGUUGCAGGACUGACCGACUUUGUUCUACAUAAGCUAUUGGGGCAAACGGGUCCUGAAACGAGGGGAAGCGAGCGAGAUGAACGCGAGCAACAUCGGCUCAUGCUCGAUUGGUCGACCAGUACAGCGUCUUCGACGAACCGCGAUCCCCCCCGUCCUCCUCACGGGCCCGACAGGCUCUCUAGGCGCACACAUCCUGCACCAACUCCUAUCCAGCCCCUACAUCUCGAAGAUCCACCUCCUCGUCCGCGGCGCCACACGCACACCUCGCGCGAACGUGUCUUGAAAGCUCUCACUUCGCGUGGUCUUCCUGCCCCGCUGUGCUUCGAUUCCAAAACACAAAUUCACAGCUGCAGACUUUCGGACACCAAGCUCGGUUUGUCCGAAAAGGCAUGUGAGCAGUUGGCAGAGGAGGUGGAUGUGAUAAUCCAUCUAGCCUGGAGCGUGAACUUCGUCUUACCCCUGCGAGCUUUUGCGACGACCCACCUCGCCGGCGCAAGAAAUCUGAUUAACCUCGCUCUCGCCUCGUCAAAAGGGAAAGCGGCGCCGAGAUUCAUAUUCUGCUCGAGCGUGGCGGCCGUCUCAACGUACUCUUCGAGGUCUCCUCCAGCAACAAUACCCGAAAGAGUCCUCUCCGAUCCGGCUGUCGCCGGCUCGACGGGCUACGCUCGUUCGAAAUGGGUCGGCGAACAGAUCUGCCAACGUGCCGCUCAGCAAAUACCACAGCUGAGGAACCGCAUCUCCGUCGCUCGGGUAGGACAGUUGUCCGGGGCAAGUGACACGGGAGUGUGGAGUCGCAGCGAAGCAUACCCCCUGAUGCUGAAUAGCCUCAGGGUGACGGGGUGUUUGCCAGAUCUGGACGGCGCGAAGAGGGACAGAGACGAGAAGGGAGGGGAGAUACUGGAUUGGUUACCGGUUGAUGUCGCUGCGAAGGUGUUUGUGCAGGAUAUCGCCCAUCAGAAUGCCCCCCCAACAUCGCUUCAAGCACAACCAAGCGCCAAGGACGUCAUGACGGACGCAGAGAGAGAGGUUGCGCGAGCCGAAGACGGACUCACGGUCCAUGAUAUCCUCAACCCAUGCACCAGGACCACCUGGUCCGACCUGCUAGCCUGGCUCUUGCGGGAGCAAGCCUUCGAAACCGUCCCCGCCGCCGAAUGGAUCUCGCGCCUCUCAUCCUUACAGGAGAGCAACGACGUGGAAAAGCACAACCAUCCCGCCCCGAGGCUGCUGGGAUUCUGGGACAAGGUGUUUGGUGCCUCGAGACCGACAUUGAGAGCUGCGGAGGGAGGAGCAGCAAAGCCCUGGGUUCCAAGACCAGAAGCAAAAGAGGCAAAAGGUGAAGAAGAAGUCCGACGACCCACAGCAUCGCGGUACGAAAUGGCAAAGACGUACGAGCGUAUGCCCCUGCUGAGGGACUUGGAAAGGGUGGUGAACGCGGAGGAGAACAUCCCUUACUCCCUGGUGAGCAUGGAGGCUUGA
This is a messenger RNA of Cladophialophora bantiana CBS 173.52, 3369 nucleotides long. RefSeq lists its product as uncharacterized. The transcript has 5 exons. Gene Ontology annotation, molecular function: phosphopantetheine binding. The coding region runs from base 1 to 3369 and encodes 1122 amino acids. NCBI's taxonomy places the organism in Eukaryota, Fungi, Ascomycota, Eurotiomycetes, Chaetothyriales, Herpotrichiellaceae. The record is from RefSeq and is a predicted model, not a curated record.